Molecule: messenger RNA, 255 nt
Organism: [Torrubiella] hemipterigena
Lineage: Eukaryota; Fungi; Ascomycota; Sordariomycetes; Hypocreales; Clavicipitaceae
Source: the annotation of a GenBank genome assembly
AUGAACUCGCAUGGGAGAAUGUACAAGGCAACAAACCAGCACAAGAUCGACGCAAGAAAGCGAAACCACGAAUCUGCGUUUACCCAACCCAGCGCAAAUGGUAACCGAGUGAUGCCUGAAAAUAUGGCGAGACCUGGUGCUAGAACUCCAGCUAAUGGACUGGAGGACAAUCCUCCCGCAGCCUCCAACCUCAGCCGCCACGCGAUCGGAUUACAAACCCUCAGAAUACAUAUAAACGGCGAACACGUCUCAUAG